This is a messenger RNA of Vanessa atalanta (red admiral), 2354 nucleotides long. RefSeq names its product probable ATP-dependent RNA helicase DHX35. Gene Ontology annotation, molecular function: ATP binding; RNA binding. Gene Ontology annotation, cellular component: catalytic step 2 spliceosome; intracellular anatomical structure. The record is from RefSeq and is a predicted model, not a curated record. NCBI's taxonomy places the organism in Eukaryota, Metazoa, Arthropoda, Insecta, Lepidoptera, Nymphalidae. Bases 162 to 2327 code for a protein of 721 amino acids. The transcript is spliced from 16 exons.
UAAAGCAAAAAUAUCUUUGCUUUUCCGAAAGUUUUGUUUACAAACUAUAUUAUUUCUUUAAUUAAAGGUGAUAUUAAAUGAGCAAUCCUUUGAUCGAAUGAAGGUAUUAAAUAGGAUAUUGUGUUAAUAAACACAGAACUUCUAAAGCUUUCUUAUACAAGAUGCUUUCACAAAAACCAGUGUUCUUAAGACCGGGAAAUGACACGCUAUAUCCUAUAAAAAAUAAAGAUGGUGUAAUAGAAACAUUAGUCAAUCCCAAUGCAGACUCGGCAUUGUCAAUAGAUAGUGAUGCCAAGAGUAACUUUGUUUAUAAUAGAUACCAUCAUCUCCCGUUCGAAGCUCAAAGGAAGAAGCUACCGGUGUUUCAAUAUAGAAAUCAUAUUUUGUAUCUGUUAGAGAAGUACCAGACAUUAGUUCUUAUUGGAGAAACAGGCUGCGGGAAAUCCACGCAAGUACCUCAGUACCUCUACGAAAUCGGUCACAAAGUAUGCGUGACGCAGCCCCGUGUUGCCGCAGCUUUGUCGCUGGCGUGCCGAGUGGCCGACGAGCGCGGCGUUCAGUUGGGCGAUGAAGUCGGGUACAGCGCCGCCAUGACAAGUGUGAGGACGCCUGAAACCGGAAUUGUAUUUAUGACGGAGGGCGUUUUGCUCAGAGAGAUGUUCGCGUCUCCACUUCUAAUGCAGUAUUCGUGUAUUGUACUCGACGAGGUGCACGAAAGAUCUCAACUGACCGACGUGUUGAUGGGAUUGUUGAAAAAGAUAGCUAAGAAAAGGAAAAAUUUAAAGAUCGUAGUUUCCUCCGCUACGAUGGACGCGGACUUCCUGAAGGAAUAUUUUAAUGUAAACGAUGGGAAGACUACAAAGAGAAGUUCGUCCGUCGUUAUGUCUAUGACGGGUCGGACGUACCCCAUAGACGUAUUUUAUGUUGAAGAGCCCGUACCGGAUUACGUAAAGGCAACAAUAGAUACGAUUAUAAAGAUACAUGAAAACGAGCCGUUUGGUGACAUUUUAGCGUUUUUGACGUCACAAGAAGAAAUUCUAGCAGCCCUGGAUAGCUUAGAACAGUAUGCCCAAGAAAAUAAUGAGAAGAAUACAUACAGAAAGACGUUCCCGAGUGGAAUUGCUGCAGCGAAUCUCUCCGUGCUGCCGAUGUAUGGCAGCCUGCCGUACUACAAGCAGAUCAAGGUCUUCCAGACGUCCGAGAGGAACGUGAGGAAAGUCGUCCUCGCGACGAAUAUCGCCGAGACGAGUGUGACGAUAAAUGGUGUUGUUUAUGUCGUCGACUGCGGCUUCCAUAAGCUGCCGCACUUCGAGCCGGCGGUGGGCGUGGAGAGCGUGUCGGUGUGCCCCGUGGCCCGACACAACGCCGCGCAGCGCGCCGGCCGCGCGGGCCGCACCCGCCGCGGGAAGUGCUACAGGCUGUACACGGAGGCGGCGCACGCGGCGCUGGCGGCCAGCGCGCCCCCCGAGAUGUGCCGCAGCGACCUGUCGGCGGCGCUGCUGCGCCUGCGCGCGCUGGGCAUACACAACCUGCUCAGAUUCACGUUCCCGACUCCCCCUCCCGCGAAGAGUCUGCUGUCGAGCCUGGAGACGCUGUACGCCCUGAAGGCGAUCGACAAGCUCGGGGAGCUGACGGAGUGCGGGAAGAUGAUGGCGGAGCUGCCGCUCAAGCCGAUGCUCGCCAAGAUGUUGUGUAGCAGCGAUGAAUUCGGUUGUAUAGACGAGAUGCUGUCUAUAGUGUCCAUGCUGCAAAUCGAUGGUGUUUUCACUAAACAGGGGACGGGAAAAAGCAAUAUAGCCGCUCGGAUUUCAAGGAGGAAUAAUUUUGAGGUGGCCGAAGGCGAUAUAAUAAUGUACUUAAAUAUCUUCGAUUCGUAUUUAAAGUUGCGCUCCGAUGGCGAUAAGAAGUCUAAAAAAGCGUGCAAAGACUGGUGCCAGAGGAUGUUUAUUAAUUACAGGGUUAUGGAAAAGGCUGUGGACAUACGAAACAGCCUUGAGAAGCUGAUCAAAGAUCAUUUCAAGCUCAGGAAUAAAGAAUACGAAGGACCCGACUUGGGAUCUGGUAAAUGUGUCCGGAUAAUGCGAGCCGUGGUGUCGGGGCUGUUCCCGCAGGCAGCCUACCUGGCGCCUGACAACUCCUACCGCGGCGUCCGCGGAGCCGUCCUGCACGUCAGCCCCGACAGCUGCCUCUACCACGUGCAGCAGCCCAAGUGGGUUGUUUUCGCGAGCGUCCAGAGUUCCGGAGACAAGACCUGCAUGAGGGAGAUGAUGGUCAUCAACAAGCAGUGGCUUCUGGAAAUCGCCCCCCAUUAUUAUAAGGAGACGUGAUCGUUAAUGAGAUCAAAUGUUUGACAA